Seminavis robusta is the source of this 775-nucleotide messenger RNA. NCBI's taxonomy places the organism in Eukaryota, Bacillariophyta, Bacillariophyceae, Naviculales, Naviculaceae. The record is from the annotation of a GenBank genome assembly.
AUCAUUCGUUCUGCACGCUACAACCAGCACCCAAGGCCUUCCUUACUUUCGUUCCUCUCAUCUUUUUUCUUCCACAAAAAGUUUUUCCUCCUUGCCAUCACCACAUACUUUUCGGAGCUUCAGAUUAUAACACAUUAUCAGCAACGACAAUGACCAAGUCCAACAAUCCCUCCUUCCCAUCCUCCUGCCGCAUUUCUGCCUUGCAAGGCUCGCAAGAAUUGACGGAGACGCCUAGAUCAGCUCCAGGAGACCAACUUGAACGCAGCAGAGGAAGGAACUUCGGCGGAGGCACUGUCUCCUCAGCGAAACUCCACAACAUUAUUGAAGACGUUCUGGCCUUGAUUCAAGAAGAUGAACACGAAUUUGAAGACUGGGGGCUCGGCAUCACCAGGACCAACCAGGGCAAGCAGUAAAAGUAAGCGCCUGAAAACUCCCUGAAAGUUGGCUGUGUACGGUUUCCAAGUCACUUCCAGGAAGUUUCAACCAGCCAUAGGUUGACUAUCUAUGUACAAGCAAGUCCAUACCGGUACUGCAUUGCAUUCAAGUUUCAAUGGAGCCUCCCAAGAGCAUCGAGCAAGUCAAUUUUGCAAUUUAGCCAAGCCAAUACAACGCUAAGUGGCCAACCACCCUCACAUGAGUGCAAGCAAGCAAGUUCCUGAACAAUGAAUACAAAAGAAGUGGUGUCGUUCUCAGUACAGUACUACUACAAGAUCCAAAUCCUAAUGAGCAAUAGACCCAACUUCAUUCUGCAUUUUUAAAAUCCUGUUUUAUCCUC